Aedes aegypti (yellow fever mosquito) is the source of this 1184-nucleotide messenger RNA. RefSeq names its product leucine-rich repeat transmembrane neuronal protein 1. Gene Ontology annotation, molecular function: protein binding. NCBI's taxonomy places the organism in Eukaryota, Metazoa, Arthropoda, Insecta, Diptera, Culicidae. The coding region runs from base 96 to 1043 and encodes 315 amino acids. The transcript is spliced from 2 exons. The record is from RefSeq and is a predicted model, not a curated record. Gene Ontology annotation, cellular component: extracellular matrix.
CAGUUUUGGUGUCGCGCGCGCGGUCGUCGUCUAGAUUUUCAAGGCUAGAGCAAUGAUCCUCGGCUCAGUCGUAAUUCUGCCGUCGUCGCUCGAAGAUGGACCGUAAUAGCUGGAUCUCCUUGUGUCUAUUGGUGAUCGCGACUAUGUCGCAUCAAACAUACGCCAAGAACAUAACCUGCUGGGAACUGCCAUGCCGCCAGAAUCGAUACCACUUUGAUUGUUGCAUUCGGAAGUUGGAGAUCGAUGACGGGACUACGAUAGAGAGUGCCAAUUUUGCAAAGCAGCAGUACAUCCUGUUAGAGGACAGCAACAUCUACACGGUAUCUCCGCAGUUGUUCCAGCUGAUGACCGAUGCCAAAAUGUUGGAGAUCAUCGGAGGAUUCGUUCCAUGGGUGUAUUUGAGGCCUUCGUUAACUAUGCUGACCAUCACCGACAGUCAGACGAAGCAGAUUUUCAUCGACCCGGAGCAGAAGAAGUACCGACUGAUUUGGCUGGAGGUUCGCAACAUCACUAUGAAAGAACUCCCGCAAAAUUUGAACCAACUGCGUGAUCUGGAGCACAUCGGGUUAGUCGACUCCGGGCUAGAGUUUCUGGUAAUGGACCAAUUCGACGGCUUGAACAAGCUGGAAGAGCUCAACCUAUCCGGGAACAACAUCGCUCGAAUCUACGUGAACUUCCCGAUGAGACUGCCAUCGCUCCGGUGUCUCCAGCUGAACGAUAAUCAACUGACCGCGAUCGACCUCAGCUUUUGGCACAUGCCCGAGCUGACGACGUUCGACCUUUCGUCGAAUCAACUCAAGUACAUGGCGCAUUACAAUAGCAAUCAGUUUGACAAGCUGUGCGCCAUUAAGGCCGAGCGGAACAAGUGGAAUUGCAAGUGGCUGGAGGAAUUCCUGCACGCGUGCUUCCACUUCAGGGGCUACGGGUUCAGCGAACAGCAGGUCGAGUGCGACGAGGACGUCGAGUGGCGCGAAAAUUGCUGCUACGGUAAUGAGACGGAUGUCGGGUAUUUGGAGUACCUGAGGGAAAUGCAGCUGAUCUGAUCGUGGCGGAAGAGUAAUGAACUGGGCGUGACCAAACCGUUUUGGGUCUUAAAAUUGUGAAAGUGUUCAUUUUUGGCUUCAAAUUAUUGUAGAAUAAGUUGAAUAAAGGCGACAGAGUAUUGUUGACAUUUUAAGUGUAAA